GACAACAAAACAAGAAGAGGGGCAACGUUUAUCAUGGCUCCUCUUGUUUGUUGAAUUUGAACUCGUACGACUCGGAAGAAUGGCUGAGGGUGGUGUGGACGAGCUUUCGCAGCUCGAAUAUUUGUCUUUGGUGUCCAAAGUCUGCACGGAGCUCGACAACCAUCUUGGGAUAAGUGACAAAGAUUUAGCGGAGUUUGUCAUCCAUCUUGCCGAAAAACAACCGACUUUUGAUGGAUUCAAGUCUGCGCUGCUCCAAAAUGGGGCCGAAUUUACCGAUUCUCUCGUCGGUAAUUUGCUCAGGCUCAUUCAGACAAUGCGGCCUCAGUCAAAAGCAUCAACAGGUAAAGUUUCUGGGGCUGUGUGUAAGCCCAACUCAGAAAAGGACAGGCUGAAGGAGCUGUUUCCUGCCCUGUGUCGGCCAGAUGAUCCAGCACCAAAGAAACUAUUAGAUGAAGAUGAUGUGAAAGUGGCAGCUGAUGCAAUGAAAGAGCUGGAGAUGUUCAUGCCUAGUGUCAGUGGGACAAACACAAAGAGUCAUAAGAGCAGAUCAGAGAAGAGCAGACGCUACAGUCGAAGUCGCAGCAGGAGCAGAGAAAGAGACAGGCACAGAGAUAGGGACAGGGAUCGUAGGAGAAGACAUCGGUCUCGGUCACGUUCCAGAUCCAGGUCCCGAUCCAGAGAUCGUGAUCGUCACAGAGACAGAGAUCGGGGGAAAAGAAGAGACAAAUCUACCCGUCGGACUGACAGAUCACCGAGUCCUAAAAAAGACCAGGAUAGAGACUCUGACCGAUGGAAAGACAAACAUGUGGACCGUCCUCCACCAGAAGAACCUUCUGUGGGGGACAUCUAUAAUGGAAAAGUAACAAGCAUUAUGCAGUUUGGAUGCUUUGUUCAGCUGGAAGGAUUGAGAAAAAGAUGGGAGGGAUUGGUCCAUAUUUCAGAACUGCGUAGAGAAGGGCGUGUUGCCAAUGUCGCUGAUGUGGUCAACAAAGGUCAACGAGUCAAAGUCAAGGUUCUGUCCUUCACUGGCUCAAAGACCAGCCUCAGUAUGAAGGAUGUGGAACAGGAGACAGGGGAGGACCUUAACCCUAACAGGAGGAGAAACGUUGGGCCAGACGGAGGUGAUGAAGUCACCAUGAGAAAUCCUGACCGUCCAAGCAACCUGAACCUGGGAAAUGCUCCAGAGCUGGAGCAGGAUGACACUCUAGAGCGCAAGAGGCUCACUAAAAUCUCUGAUCCGGAGAAAUGGGAAAUCAAACAGAUGAUUGCUGCAAACGUGUUGUCUAAAGAGGAGUUCCCUGACUUUGAUGACGAGACAGGGAUCCUACCAAAAGUAGAUGAUGAGGAAGAUGAAGAUUUGGAAAUUGAGCUAGUGGAGGAGGAACCUCCAUUCCUGCGGGGCCACACAAAACAAAGUAUGGAUAUGAGUCCAGUCAAGAUUGUCAAGAAUCCAGAUGGAUCCAUGUCCCAGGCUGCUAUGAUGCAGAGCGCUCUGGCUAAAGAAAGGCGAGAGCAGAAGCAGGCGGCUCGUGAGGCUGAGAUGGACUCGAUCCCCAUGGGACUGAACAAACACUGGGUCGACCCGUUGCCAGAUGCUGACGGGAGGCAGAUUGCAGCAAACAUGAGAGGCAUUGGCAUGAUGCCCAAUGACAUCCCAGAGUGGAAGAAACAUGCCUUUGGGGGCAACAAGGCCUCUUACGGUAAGAAGACCCAGCUCUCCAUCCUGGAGCAGAGGGAAAGUCUGCCCAUCUACAAGCUGAAGGAACAGCUCGUUCAGGCUGUUCAUGACAACCAAAUCCUGAUUGUGAUUGGAGAGACAGGGUCUGGUAAGACCACACAGAUCACUCAGUAUCUGGCAGAAGCGGGCUACACCACCCGUGGGAAGAUCGGUUGUACCCAGCCACGUCGUGUUGCUGCUAUGUCUGUGGCCAAGAGAGUCUCUGAGGAAUACGGUUGCUGUCUUGGACAAGAGGUUGGUUACACCAUCCGAUUUGAGGACUGCACCAGUCCUGAGACUGUAAUCAAGUACAUGACAGAUGGUAUGCUGCUGAGAGAAUGUUUGAUCGACUCAGAACUGGGCCAGUACGCCAUCAUAAUGUUGGACGAAGCACACGAGAGGACAAUCCACACAGACGUUCUCUUUGGUCUGCUGAAGAAGACUGUACAGAAACGCACAGACAUGAAGUUGAUCGUAACAUCUGCUACUCUGGACGCUGUGAAGUUCUCCCAGUAUUUCUAUGAAGCACCCAUCUUCACCAUCCCAGGAAGAACAUACCCAGUAGAAGUUCUUUAUACCAAAGAACCUGAGACUGACUACCUUGAUGCCAGUCUCAUCACUGUAAUGCAGAUCCACCUGACUGAGCCUCCAGGUGACAUCCUGGUGUUUCUAACUGGACAGGAGGAGAUUGACACGGCCUGUGAGAUCCUUUAUGAACGGAUGAAGUCACUGGGCCCUGAUGUUCCUGAGCUGAUUAUUCUGCCAGUUUAUUCUGCUCUGCCCAGUGAGAUGCAGACCAGGAUCUUUAAUCCUGCACCUCCAGGCAGCAGAAAGGUUGUCAUCGCCACCAACAUUGCAGAGACGUCACUGACGAUCGAUGGAAUCUACUAUGUUGUAGAUCCUGGUUUUGUGAAGCAGAAAGUUUACAACUCUAAGACUGGUAUUGACCAACUUGUGGUGACUCCCAUCUCACAGGCCCAGGCCAAGCAGAGAGCUGGUCGAGCUGGGAGGACAGGUCCAGGGAAGUGUUACAGACUCUACACAGAGAGAGCAUACAGAGAUGAAAUGCUGAUGACAAAUGUACCCGAGAUCCAGAGAACAAAUUUGGCAAGCACUGUGCUCUCUCUAAAGGCCAUGGGUAUCAAUGAUCUCCUCUCCUUUGACUUCAUGGAUGCUCCUCCCAUGGAGACUUUGAUCACAGCUAUGGAGCAGCUCUACACACUAGGAGCUCUGGAUGAUGAGGGUUUACUGACAAGGCUGGGCAGGAGGAUGGCAGAGUUUCCUCUUGAACCCAUGCUGUGUAAGAUGUUGAUCAUGUCUGUCCACCUGGGCUGCAGUGAAGAGAUGCUCACCAUAGUGUCAAUGCUGUCUGUGCAAAACGUGUUUUACAGGCCCAAGGACAAGCAAGCUCUGGCUGACCAGAAGAAGGCAAAGUUCCAUCAACCUGAGGGCGACCACCUGACGUUAUUGGCUGUCUACAACUCAUGGAAGAACAACAAGUUCUCUAACCCCUGGUGCUAUGAGAACUUUAUCCAGGCUCGGUCACUGCGCAGAGCCCAGGACAUCCGCAAACAGAUGUUGGGUAUCAUGGACAGACAUAAACUUGAUGUGGUGUCAUGUGGAAAAGCCACAGUACGAGUCCAGAAAGCCAUAUGCAGUGGUUUUUUCAGGAAUGCAGCCAAGAAGGAUCCUCAGGAGGGCUAUAGGACCCUCAUAGACCAGCAAGUCGUAUACAUUCACCCCUCCAGUGCUCUGUUCAACCGCCAGCCUGAGUGGGUUGUCUACCAUGAGUUGGUCUUAACCACCAAGGAAUACAUGCGGGAGGUGACCACCAUAGACCCCCGCUGGCUGGUGGAGUUUGCUCCAGCCUUCUUCAAAGUGUCUGACCCCACACGUCUCAGCAAGCAGAAAAAACAGCAGCGUCUGGAACCUCUGUACAACAGAUACGAAGAGCCCAAUGCUUGGAGGAUCUCCCGCGCCUUCAGAAGGCGUUAAUGUUAGGC
Messenger RNA from Cynoglossus semilaevis (tongue sole), 3720 nucleotides. RefSeq names its product ATP-dependent RNA helicase DHX8. The record is from RefSeq and is a predicted model, not a curated record. The transcript is spliced from 23 exons. NCBI's taxonomy places the organism in Eukaryota, Metazoa, Chordata, Actinopteri, Pleuronectiformes, Cynoglossidae. Bases 80 to 3712 code for a protein of 1210 amino acids. Gene Ontology annotation, biological process: mRNA splicing, via spliceosome; spliceosomal complex disassembly. Gene Ontology annotation, cellular component: intracellular anatomical structure; catalytic step 2 spliceosome. Gene Ontology annotation, molecular function: ATP binding; RNA binding; RNA helicase activity.